AAGAAAGUGUUUUUUUUUUUUCCGGUCAUCACUCGCAGCUUUGCUCGGCGCUGCAGCGCGCCUUGCACCGCCGCAAGCCGAGUCGUUCCGACUUGCCUCGUCGGAUUGCCCGCAGGAACUCGGGGAGGUCGUGUGCCGCCAGGAGUCGAAACUGGUUUACAAUCGGCGACAGUCAGUUGCUACCGACCGACCGUCCAUCCAGGACACAUUGGUCAAGCCGGCACCCAACGACAACUCGGGAACUCGGUCGCCCGAGCGAUAUACAGGCGCGCGAACCGACUCUAUAGCGUGUCUGCGUUCUGCAGCGCCGAGCGGCAGACGGUCAGCUGUUCAGCGAUCGGACAGGCUGCUUUUCGUUGCUGCUCCUGCUGCAACGGCUGUGACGACCUCGACGAGUUUUUCAUUAUUCUUAUUAUCUUUAUUGUAUUCGUACCGCGUUUUGAAACGUACGCGUUUCGAGCUCGUAACAGAGUGAGGAGGACUGCGGACGAAAGGACGUCAUGACUUCCUCGCUGCUCAAGAUCGGGCUCCUUUUGGCACCGGUGAUAUUGGCCUACGCUUUCAUAACCUACAUCGAAGUCCGCCUGCCGCUUCCGGUUAGCGAUACCUGUUUCGGGAUCGCCAGCGAGGAGAAGGAACAAUUAAAACGGACAAAUCCUAUACGACGUUCUAAGCCAAUCGAAAGAAGAAUGAGCUAUCUCAAGCCGGGAACCUCGUCGCCGCCACAUGGCAAACGGGCUCCUCCGGGGUCUCCGUGGCCAGCACCACAGCGAUGGCAGUCGUGGCCGCUACAGCGCAGCCUGGACCCGGAAACUUUCGCGUUGAGUUCUGCGGCUGCCGAAUCGUGCGACGUGGUGGCGAAAGCUCUGGUCCGGUACCGCAAGCUUGCCUUCCUCGGCGACACCCGAAGAGGAACAACCGCAGGAGAGUUCAUGUCGGCCGUCGUCGACCACGGAGUCCUGCCGGCUCUCAAGGUCCGGAUUUCCAACUACGAGGGACCGGAACACUGCGGAUACCCCCAGCACAAGAGUGACGAAAAAUACACCCUCAACAUACCUGAGCAGGGAGAUGCCACGCUGACAGCUCAAACCAUUUGGGGCGCUUUGCGUGGGCUUGAAACUUUUACCCAGCUCGUUCACCAAGAUCCCGUCAGCAAAGCGUUUCUAGUCAACGUCACCAUGAUCGACGAUUAUCCCAGAUUUUCCUACAGAGGUCUGCUUCUCGACUCAUCACGGCACUUUCAACCUCUGAAGCUUCUCAAGCAAAACUUGGACGCCAUGGCCUACAACAAGUUCAACGUCUUCCACUGGCACCUCGUUGACGACCAGUCGUGGCCUCUGGAAAUGGCGACGUACCCCAACUUGACGCAGAGUGCAUUCUCUCCGAGGCACGUCUACAGUCGAAAGGACGUCCAGGACAUCAUCGAGUACGCUCGAUUGCGCGGAAUCCGCGUUAUACCCGAGAUCGACACUCCAGGACAUACGCAAGCACUGGGAAAGGUAUUCCCUGAUAUUCUCACGGCAUGCUACUUCAACGGCACCCGUGGAAAAGCUGACUAUCCAAAUCACGCGGCCUUCGAGAUGCUGGACCCGAUGCAAGACUACACGUACGACGUCAUGAGAAAUAUUUUUCGGGAAGUCAUCGAAACCUUCAAGGACGAGUACAUUCACCUGGGAAUGGACGAGGUCUACUACUCGUGCUGGGAGUCAAGCCCCGAGAUCGCCAAGUUCAUGCGGAAGCAAGGUUUUUCUGAGGUCAACCAGGUGGAGCAGUACUACGUCAAGCGAACGCUGGCCAACGUCCACAAUCUCGGAGCCAAGUACAUGAUUUGGCAGGACCCCAUUGAUAAUGACGUUGAAGCGGAGGAUGACACCCUGGUUGUCGUGUGGAAAGACACCUCGCUGGACACCAAAAUGAAGCGCUGGCAGGACUACAUCAAGCCCAUCGCGCGCAAGGGCUACCAGAUGGUGCUGUCUGCCUGCUGGUAUCUCAAUUACAUCAGCUACGGACAAGACUGGAAAAAGUUCUACCAGUGCGACCCACGCAGUUUCGAAGGCACCGAAGCUGAGAAGGAUUUAGUUGUCGGUGGAGAAGCUUGCAUGUGGGGCGAAUAUGUGGACGGCACCAACCUGAUCCCCAGGCUCUGGCCACGCGCUUCUGCCGUUGCGGAGCGUCUCUGGAGCAGUGCGGAUAUAAACGACGUGGACGACGCCAGUUUUAGGCUGGACCAACAACGUUGCCGCAUGCUUAGGCGUGGCAUACCGACGCAGCCAAUCUUGAAUGGCUACUGCGGCGACUACGAGUGGGAUCUGGAAACUCCCUAUCACAUCGAAUGAACGCGCAGCUGGACGACCACGUGAACAGCGGGACCGUUCACCUAAUCGCUGAAUGAAUCGUACAAGACGUCGUCACAAGCAUACGACGACUCGAAGACGCCUUCGGAAUGUUUUAGAGCUCUUAUAUUAGCAGUAGGACUACUUAGUUUCGACGCCAUGAUGAUAAUCGUAAUUACUCAUAUAAGAACUCGUAUAAUAUCGGGAACAAACUUAAAGGUAAAAAAAAACUGUCCGCGCUAUAAUUGGGCACGGGUCAAAGGUAUUUAAAAUGCCACUACCGUGUUUCAGCAUUUCUAAGAGAAAAGCGUGGCGCGUAGAUCAAUGAUGACCGAAUAGGUAUCUGUUGUGCUUAGAAGUGUUUCAUUCCUAUUUUAUUUUCAUUUUCCUAUUUUAUGUUAACUGCCGAGACUACGUACAUUCAUCGUCUAGGAUAGCUAUAACAAGACCUACAUUUAAUUACUUUGUUUUACACAUCUUUCUGCCCACAUUUUAAUAGAGCCUUUUUUUUUCGUUCCUAUGUCUCUCCCUGCGGGAUAUCAGACAGAAAUACGCUGACUGAUCAUUCUGAGAGCUGUUGUUCCCCUCGGUGGAACAGGGGCUGCAGCGCUCGUCUGCUGGCCUGAAGGUUGCGGGUUCGAUGUCGGCCGCGGCUGUCGCAAUUCGAUGGAGGAGAAAUGGUAG
This is a messenger RNA of Rhipicephalus microplus (southern cattle tick), 3017 nucleotides long. Its product is annotated as beta-hexosaminidase subunit beta. The record is from RefSeq and is a predicted model, not a curated record. Gene Ontology annotation, molecular function: beta-N-acetylhexosaminidase activity. Gene Ontology annotation, biological process: ganglioside catabolic process; carbohydrate metabolic process; glycosaminoglycan metabolic process. Lineage: Eukaryota; Metazoa; Arthropoda; Arachnida; Ixodida; Ixodidae. Gene Ontology annotation, cellular component: membrane; lysosome.